AUGACCGACGUCAACCCCCUCCGCACCGUCGCCGCCAUCUCCCUCUUCACCGAGGACCUCGCCGCGUCCAAGGACUUUUACACGCGCGUGUUUGGCGCCUCUGUGCUCUUCGAGGACGCCGAGUCGUGCUCGGUGCGCUUCAACAACGUCAUCCUGAACCUGCUGCUCAGCAGCGCCGCCGGGGAGCUCGUCGGCGAGCAGUUCGUCGCGGGGCGGGACGCCGGCAACCGCUGCCAGCUCUCGGUCUGGGUCGCCGACGUCGACGCAGAGAUUGCGCAGCUCAAGGCCAAGGGCGUCGAGAUCCUGCUCGGGCCGGAGACGAAGCCGUGGGGGAAGCGCAUCGCGUCGUUUCAGGACCCGGCGGGCCACAGCUGGGAGGUUGCGCAGGACGUGUAG
Akanthomyces muscarius is the source of this 396-nucleotide messenger RNA. RefSeq lists its product as uncharacterized. Lineage: Eukaryota; Fungi; Ascomycota; Sordariomycetes; Hypocreales; Cordycipitaceae. Gene Ontology annotation, biological process: L-methylmalonyl-CoA metabolic process. Bases 1 to 396 code for a protein of 131 amino acids. The record is from RefSeq and is a predicted model, not a curated record. The transcript has a single exon. Gene Ontology annotation, molecular function: methylmalonyl-CoA epimerase activity.